UAAGGACUCGGGAGAUAAAAGAGGGUUUAGGAAACGAGUGACUUUCACUUUCCUUUCCUGUACAGACCGGUUAAUAAUAAAUCCCGCAGUAGCAGACGCUCAGUCUGGGCCAGUAGCCGCAUGUUGCUAGGCAGGAGCGCAGCCGGGCUCUUGUCACGCCUAGUAGCCACCGGGCCAGCUGUAGGGCUAAUACCCAGGAGCUGUUUUAUAGCCAAAACUCACAGCCGUAUCAUGAGCACUUAUCAGAGCCACUGCGGGGCAGAUUGGGGCCACAGAGUCUUUGCAGUGGAUGCCAGCCCCAGCCUGGGCCACCCUGAACCCUUUUAUUUCACAGCACUGCACAGUAAGGAUCAGGCUUCUGCCAACUGCAAUGAGUGGCCAAUGCUGGCCCAUGGGGGCACUGCCCUGUCAGUGGGUAUUACUGACCCCCACCCAGUAAGCGCUGCCAGACUGCACAGAGCCCUGGGGCAACAGCUCGCCCAGGUAUUGCCUGCUACAUGCCAGCUGCUGAGGCUUCUCUCCUACCUCCCACAGGAGCCCCACACUUCCCUGCAGAGGGGCUUCUUUAUCUGGGACCCCCACAACUGCAGCAGCACCCAGCACAAGCUGAAGCACCUUCUCAGAGAGCACAGGCAGCACAGCAACUGCUGCACUUACACAGAGGGGCCACAGGGGGAGAUCUGGCAGACCCCAUUGGAACUGGGAAGCCAGACGGGACCUUCUCGGGUAGUGAGAGUGGGGGAGCCGGACCCGUCCCCAUUUGCGCUUAAUAUACUACUCUCUGCUGUGUACUAUUCCCUGAGUAGCGCUCGCACCGUGUUACAAGAGUGUUCUGCAUGUAUCCCAGAAGCCACGAGGAUUCUAGAACUUCUGGAUCAGUGUGACACCGGCACAAAGAAAGGACGUUAUCCUGUUAUUGUUAUUGAGGGACUUGAUGCCACAGGGAAAAGUACACUAACGGAGUCCCUGAGGGACUGCCUAAAGGCAACAUUACUCAGGUCACCACCUGACUGCAUUAGCAAGUGGCGUAAAACAUUUGAUGAUGAGCCAUCACUUAUAAAAAGAGCGUAUUAUGCCGCCGGCAACUACAUUGGGGCCUGUGAAAUAGCCAAGGCAUCAAUGGAUUCUCCGGUCAUUGUGGACAGGUAUUGGCACAGCACGGCUGCUUAUGCCAUAGCUACAGAAAUAGGUGGAAACCUUCCCAGCCUCCCCCACUGUGGUCAUGAUAUUUAUCAGUGGCCCCAGGAUCUGUUAAGGCCUGAUCUUGUCAUUCUUCUGACUGUCAGCGAUGAGGAGAGAAUGCUACGGAUGCGGGGACGUGGACUGGAAGAAACCAAGGAAGAAAAGGAAUUGGAAUCUAACACCAUGUUCCGGCUGAAAGUGGAAGAGGCAUAUAAGAGGAUAGAGAACCCCCAGUGUGUGAUCAUAGAUGCCAGCCCCCCAAAGGAAUCAGUUUUAAAGGAAACAUUAAAUGUAAUAAGGAAGCGCUGUGCCGUGUAGCUUUGCCUUCUUCAGGAGUCUGCAGUGAGACUUUAUAUCAUUGUCUGCCACUGACAGGGCUGUAUAUGUUGUAAAUAUGAAAUUACAUGAUAUUUAUCCAACUCA
This is a messenger RNA of Xenopus tropicalis (tropical clawed frog), 1605 nucleotides long. It is a transcript of the gene cmpk2, whose product is annotated as cytidine monophosphate (UMP-CMP) kinase 2, mitochondrial. Gene Ontology annotation, cellular component: mitochondrion. Gene Ontology annotation, molecular function: nucleoside diphosphate kinase activity. Bases 121 to 1500 code for a protein of 459 amino acids. The record is from RefSeq and is a predicted model, not a curated record. Lineage: Eukaryota; Metazoa; Chordata; Amphibia; Anura; Pipidae. The transcript is spliced from 5 exons.